AUGGGCAGGGAGGCGGCGCCAGUCUGCAGGGCGCCGCGGCGGCCAACGGCGGCGGGUGGGCGGCGCACCUCCCGGCACCCGUCGCAGCUGCUUGAGCCGUACGCCCAGCCGCUGCUGCGGCGGGUUCCCUCGUCGUCGUCUUCCGCCGCUGUGGCGGUCAGACGGAGCUCGCGCGCGGCGGCGUUGCCCCGGCAGGCGUCGGUGGAAAGCCCAGCGCAGCCAAGUUUUGCCACGACGGGCAUCGAUGCGCUGCACCGCCUCACGCUGGAGGAGUGGAGUGUAUGCAGUCUGAUGGCCACUGUGCUCCAGCGCAAGUCCACAGAGGAGGCCGAACGCAUUGCCGCCGAGGUGACGAAACUGGCGCUGCACCGCCGACUGCUUGCGGGGUACAGUGGGGUGUACGCCGAUGGGGCUGCCCGCGGCGGCGAACACGCUCUGGCGGCGGAAGAUAAUGGUAGAAAAGCGGAGUUGAUUCGCCGCCUGCAGGAACAGCAACGACGCGAAGAGGAGCGACGAGCACACUUAUGUGUCUCUAACCGUAGGUUUCAACAGGAUGAUCUAAGAGCGCUGUGCAGGAAACUUUUCAGUCACGGUGGUGCAAAUGGCCGUGGCGGCAGUGCUGCUGCUGCUGCUUCCAUGGCGAAGAAAAAAGGUUCGGCACACAGGCGCAAGACACCCUCCGACAGAAAACUGGCGCGGCGGCAGCAGCAAGGUGGACAUAAUAAUGUGAAGGAAAUAACGGUGACGAAGAAGCCGAUUUCUGUUCCGAGUGUGCCAACGAACGUUCCACGACGGGCGAAGCCGCACAAGGCUGUACCCUCGUUUGACGAAGUGUGUGCAGACCGCUACUGUGCUUCUGGGUACUCCAAUGAAAGUACGCCGACUGUGUCUAUUGGCAGCUACGCUGCAAUGAGCGCAGCGGAUGACUCGGUCCAGCGGUCGAAUUCGUUUACUUCCCCAGGCGCGCCUUUCUACGGCCAAAACAUCCACGAGAGCACUUCGGCAGAUAAAGAGGCUGUCUGCGUCGAUGCCGGUCUCGCGCCUUCGAUGCUGUUCUCCACCAUGCGCCCUGCGUCAGCUCGAGCGCUGAUGGGCGAGCUUGUCCUUUCCUCGGAGGCCGAGGCGCAGCCGCCAGAGUUGCUUGACGGGCACCACCGCGCCGGGCUUGCCCCAGUGCAGCCGACCAACCCCGCUGCCGCAGCGGCAAACUUGUCGUCGUCCAAAAACAACUUGGUCGCUCUGUCGCCGCUCUCGUCGUUGAUUUCGCCCUCCUCCAGCAGCGCCACGACGGCAACGGACGCCUGUGGGGCGGGGCAUCCGCGGCACUUAGACGGCGACGUAAAGCUGCCGCCCUCGUGGGAGGGAUGA
Molecule: messenger RNA, 1368 nt
Organism: Trypanosoma conorhini
Lineage: Eukaryota; Euglenozoa; Kinetoplastea; Trypanosomatida; Trypanosomatidae
Exons: 1
Coding region: 1-1368 (455 amino acids)
Source: RefSeq, a predicted model, not a curated record